This is a messenger RNA of Phycomyces blakesleeanus NRRL 1555(-), 1140 nucleotides long. RefSeq lists its product as hypothetical. Bases 1 to 1140 code for a protein of 379 amino acids. Gene Ontology annotation, molecular function: flavin adenine dinucleotide binding; RNA binding; tRNA dihydrouridine synthase activity. The record is from RefSeq and is a predicted model, not a curated record. Gene Ontology annotation, biological process: tRNA processing. NCBI's taxonomy places the organism in Eukaryota, Fungi, Mucoromycota, Mucoromycetes, Mucorales, Phycomycetaceae. The transcript is spliced from 11 exons.
AUGAGUGUCGAAGCUGAAAAGCCCCUAGGCCCCAUUGAUACCGAGCGCCCAUACAAAAAGCUGAUUGACUUUAGAAACAAGACUUACCUUGCACCCCUUACAACCGUAGGAAAUUUGCCUUUCCGAAGAAUCUGUAAAGAGUAUGGUGUCGAUAUCACUUGUGGUGAGAUGGCCAUGGCUAAGAAUUUACUUCACGGUCAACAAUCUGAGUGGGCAUUGACAAAGCGUCAUGCCUCUGAAGACAUAUUUGGUAUGCAGAUUUGCGGCUCCAAGAUUGAUCAAGUUGUAAAGGCUUGUGAGCUUAUCAACAAUGAAACCGAUGUUGAUUUCGUUGAUCUCAAUAUGGGAUGUCCAAUUGACUUGGUUUUCAAGGCUGGUGCUGGUUCAGCUCUUCCUGAAUCAAGAGGCAAGAUGGUAAAGAUGAUCAAGGGUAUGCAGACUGUACUCGAUGUUCCUGUCACCGUAAAGUUUAGAACAGGUCUCAAGGAGAACACACCUACCGCACACAAAUUGAUACCCCGUUUUGAAGAGCUUAACGUUGGUCUUUGUACUAUUCACGGCCGUUCCCGUAUGCAGCGCUAUACUAAGUCUGCCAAUUGGGAUUAUAUCCGUUCUCUCAAGCAAGAGUUUACCAAGAUUCCAUUGUUUGGUAAUGGUGAUGUUCUCAGUUUCGAAGAUUACAACAACUGCAAGGCUCAAUCCGGUGUCGAUGGUAUUAUGAUCGGAAGAGGUGCCCUUAUCAAGCCCUGGAUUUUUGAUGAAAUUAAGGAACAGAGACAUUGGGAUAUCUCUUCUCGUGAACGUCUCGAUAUGUUGAAGCGUUUCUGUAACUAUGGUCUCGAACACUGGGGAACUGAUAGUCAGGGUGUAAACAAUACAAGACGUUUCCUGUGUGAAUGGCAAUCCUUCUUGUAUAGAUAUGUGCCUGUUGGUGUGAUGGAGGUUGUUCCUCAAAAAUUGAAUGAGAGAGCACCACCUUACUUUGGUCGUGAUGAAUUGGAGACUCUAAUGGCCAGUCCAAAGGCUGCGGAUUGGGUCAAGCUCAGUGAAAUGCUUCUUGGUCCUGCACCUGAAGACUUUACUUUUGUACCAAAACACAAGGCCAAUUCUUUCGAGGUAAUGAUAUAUAUAUAUAUAUAG